This is a messenger RNA of Seriola dumerili (greater amberjack), 3615 nucleotides long. It is a transcript of the gene trim101, whose product is annotated as tripartite motif-containing protein 54-like. NCBI's taxonomy places the organism in Eukaryota, Metazoa, Chordata, Actinopteri, Carangiformes, Carangidae. Gene Ontology annotation, molecular function: zinc ion binding. The record is from RefSeq and is a predicted model, not a curated record. The transcript has 12 exons. The coding region runs from base 651 to 2165 and encodes 504 amino acids.
CCGUCCCAAUGUCCUGUCCCGGCAGUAUUGGCGUCAGUCUUCGGUGUCACAGGAGCUGAAGAGGAGAGCUCUGAGAGGAGGCCACAGCUCCUGCUUCAUUUCUCUUCUCGGACUUUAAACUGCAUUUCUUUAACCAACUGAUGUCGAUUAGGCUUCUUGACCUCAACCUUUGGAUGCUUAAUCAGUGUGCACAUCUGUGACUUUUCUCACUAAGACACUGGAUAUUAAAAGUUCCUUUCCAGAGCUUUUCUUCCUGCUGACAGCUGAUGAUUAAACUGAGUGACUCGGGUAUUUCCAGACCUGACACUUACUGUACAGUGUCACCCUCUGCGCUCUGUACAAGUCAGCAGCGUCAGGCAGAACUUACUCAACAAGAGUUUUACAGUAAAUUAAAUCCUGGAAAUAUAAAAUAAAACUGCAAUUAAUUGAAGUUCAUCUUAAGGAACAUAUACUGCACAAACAUUUUUUAAAUCAAAACUAGACACGGUUGCAGGAUCUCACUUGUGCUGACAGAGGAUUUGCUGCAUGUCUGAAGAAACACUGCAAAGAAAACACAUCUGACUGAACAGAGAGACCAGAAGAGAAGUCAGACACAGAAGAAACUGAACUCAGAGGAAACUGACUGAACCUUCGCUGACCACGAUCAGCAGAUGCAGAGGAAGGAAGAGGUGAACUUCAGCGGGGCGGCCAUGUCACUGCCGGCUGACCUGAGCUGCCUGCAGGGCGGCGGGGGAGCAGAUCGUGAGGCGGCGCUGGCGACGCUGGAGAAACAGCUGAUCUGCCCAAUCUGCCUGGAGCUGUUCAACAAACCGGUGGUGAUCCUGCCCUGCCAGCACAACCUCUGCAGGAAGUGUGCCAACGAGCUCUACCAGCCCUCCCUGUUCCAGGCUCGGACCACCAUGAUGGUGAACAGCGGCCGUUUCCGCUGUCCGUCCUGCAGACACGAAGUGGUGCUGGAUCGCCACGGCGUCUACGGCCUUCAGCGGAACCUGCUGGUGGAGAACAUCAUCGACAUCUACAAACAGGAAGUCAGCAACAACGACAACGCCACAAGCCCCCUCCCUCUUCCUCCGCCUCCUGCUCUGCCAACAUGCUCAGACCACGAGGGUGAGAGGGUGAACAUCUACUGUCUCACCUGUCAGGUUCCCACCUGUUCUCUCUGCAAAGUGUUUGGGGCUCAUCAGUCCUGUCAGGUGGCUCCUCUGACAGACAUCUACCAGCAGCAGAAGGAUGAGCUGAGCGGGGGAGUCAGUUCUCUGGUGGCGGCCAAUGAUAAAAUCCAAGCUUUGAUCGAUGAGCUGGAGGAGACCUGCAGAAACAUAGAGGAGAACUGUAAGGCUCAGAAACAGAGUGUGUGUGACAAGUUCAGCCGCAUGGUCUCCAUCCUGGACGAGAGACACAAGGCGAUGACACAGCGAAUCAGCUCCGAGCAGGAGGAGAAGACAGGCCACGCCCAGGCGUUGGUGCGUUGCUAUGGAGACAGUGUGGAGGCCAACGCCAAGCUGAUGGAGAGAGCAGCGAGCAGCAUGGAGGAGCCGGACAUGGCUGCUUUUGUGCAGAAUUCAAGAGAGCUGAUCACAAAAGUGAUCGCAGCGACCAGCUCCUGUCCGACCGAGACGCUGACACCAGGAUAUGAGAAUAUUAGCAACUACAAAUUUAACUUCAGCAGACAGGAGCGAGCUCUGAAGAGCAUAGACUUUAUUAAAGAGGAUGAACCAGAGCCAGAAGAACCCAAAGAGCCCAGUGAACCAAAACACCAUCAGGAAACCUCCACCCAGAACCUGGACUCUGCUGUAGGACCAGUUAAAGACACAACCCCAGCACUGAUAUCAGCACCAGUGGAACCAGUUCAGACAGCAGCACCAACACCAGCCCUGAUGCCAGCAGCUCCAGGACUGUCGAGAGACUCUGUGGAGGCAGAUCUGCAGCCAGAGACUGACGACGCAGACUUGAACGAUGAGGGAUUAGGUCGGAUUAAGAACGAGAGGGAGGAGGAGAGAGAUGAGGGAUGUGCGGCUGCUGACUCUGUUAAAGAGGCGAACAUCUGUGAACAUCAGGAGGGAAUGAGCACGCAACAGGCUGUCACUCUGCUCUUCUACCUGUUGGCCUUCCUGGUCAUCCUGCAGAGGGUUUGGGUUUACAUCGGCUGCUUCAUUUGCACAUAACACCGGCAGGAGACACACCCAUCCUCACUGCUGCGCAGCUCAGAUGGAGACUGAGACCGGGAGUCCUGCUAAGACUAGUCCUCCCCUCUCCUCCUCCUCUUCCUCGUCGCCCUCCUCCUUCACCCUGAGCGAUGCUCCUCGUCGACCCAGUUUCUGCUUCUCCUGGUUAAACCCCCUCCACAAGAAGAAGUAGUGGAAGGAGAGAAGUGUCUGGAGAUGAAGUUCUGCUGAAGAGAUAAAGAAAAAGACGCACUUCACUCCACAGUCAGUUUCAUCAGCUCAGCGCUGCUGUGAGACUGAGAACCUCAGAGCCUCUGUUCCUCCAGAGUUACUGCAGUUUUAGUAUCACUGUUGUGUUCAAAAUAUUCAUCCAGACUGAAAUACAUCAGCACCUCUGUGCUGUGUGGACAAGAGAGGAACAGAUCUACUCUGGAUCAGAGUGUCUGAAGGGAAAAACACUUAUAUAGGGAUAUUUUAUUUUGAAAACUUAGUGAGAAUAAAUAGUUUAAGUUUUUCUGGUUUUUGUUUUUUUUUUAACAGAAGCUGUUGCCUUUUACACUUUUUUUUAGCUUUAGGUUUUUGACUUUAAGUAGCAUUAGCAGAAAGUAGGAAUACUGUAGUGAAGAAGAGGAAGUAUUUGGAGUAGCAGCAGCGGUCAUUAACUUAGUAGAUGUAGUUGUUGUAGAACUAGUAUUAGCAGUAGUACUAAGAGGGAAAAGAAAGCGCAUUAGUUGCAGUAUUAGCAGUAGAGGUCAAAAAAAGUUUUAGUUCCUACAGCCAAACUUCUAAAAGAUACAGGAGCAGCAGAGUAGUAGGAGUAGUUGUAGUGAUAUUACUUUUAGGUAUGGGUGCAGAAAUAUGUUGUGAUGAUUGUCACAGCAUUAUAGUGUUUUACUUUAACAAAAUGUAGUAAUUCUGAAGAACUUACAUAUAGCCUAGCACCUUGAAAAACAUUCAGAAACAGACACUAAUAGAUCCAGUCAAGACCCAGGCAUCCAGUUUGACCAGUUUGAUCUGGUGAUGUUGGACACCAGAUGUGAUUGAAUGGUUUGUGGUUUUAUUUGGCGCUGAACAUUUUUAUUUAUUUAUUUAUUUUUUAGAAAAAUCAGCUCUCACUGCAGGAGCUUUCUGUGUGUGGGAAUUAAAGAGUUAAAACUAUGUUGAAGCACUUUUCUUGUGUUUGUUUUUUAAACUGGUGUCUAUGCACAAUGCAGGACAGAGAUACUGGUUUUGUUUGAUAGAUUUAUAGAUUAAUUACAUCUGAUUUUGGUCACCUGACAUGUUUGGGUGUUGGUAUUUGUGUGUGUAGAGCAAAGCUGGAUCGCCAACUGGGAAAAGCGGGCAACCGCCCUGGGGGCCCUUGACCCCCAUGGGACCCAAGAGCCACAGGUUCAUUGUGUAUUCAUUGGUUGUACGGUUAAUGAAUUGGAACCAAUAAAGUACAAUAUCA